Messenger RNA from Dracunculus medinensis (Guinea worm), 651 nucleotides. NCBI's taxonomy places the organism in Eukaryota, Metazoa, Nematoda, Chromadorea, Rhabditida, Dracunculidae. The record is from the annotation of a GenBank genome assembly.
AUGCUUUUCACAAUUAUUGCUUACGAUCUUUUCGUUUUCAUAUCGUUCGCAAAUUCCAGUGCACACGAAUAUCGACUUCUUCAGGACCUACGUGAGAAUUACGACUAUUUCGAAAGGCCCGUAAAAAAUAGUAGUACCGCAUUGCCGAUCAAAGUUCGUCUCUUCCUGAAUCAAAUUUUAGAUGUGAAUUGGACAGAUUAUAAACUAAUAUGGGAUCCUAAGCAUUACGGUGGUAUAAGCGAUGUAAGAUUUUCUGGUCAUAGUACGGCACCAAUUAGAAUUUGGAAACCAGAUGUGUUACUCUUUAACAGCGUUGCUGAAACAUUCGAUUCAACAUUUUCGUCAAAUUUUAUCGUAAAACAUACCGGUGAAGUUAUACAGAAUCCACCUGGAAUUCUAAAAUUUGGAUGCGCAAUCGAUAUAACUUGGUUUCCAUUCGAUGAUCAAAUAUGUUUCUUGAAGUUUGGUUCGUGGACCUAUUCGGGUGAAUUUAUCGAUUUGGAUAUGGAUUUAACUGGUAUGAAUGAAGGAAUAAACGAUACUGAAUAUUCUUCGAUUCCAUUUCGCGAUAAAGAUGAUCCCGAUAGCUAUUUCGUUUUCGAUUCUAUCGACCGAACAUUUUACAUUGAUAAUGGCGAAUGGUCAUUAUUA